AAUGUUGCCGUUUACUUUCAGUCUUUUAAAAUGUAACAGCUGCGAUUUCACGCAAAAACUGCGCCUGAUGCCCACUAAAGUACACAAAAUAACACCUACGAGCGAAUUCCAUAGGGAGGUGGAUGAAGAGACUUUAGAGAGCCUGAAAAAGUCUUUCGAAAACAUGGAGGAUGUCUACAAGCUUGAGGAUGAUACCAGGUUGUUUCUCUUUGGCAACGUGGUAGACGAGGGAAAAAUUGUUUGUGACAGUUGUAGCGUCUACUUUUCUAUCGAAGAUGGCAUCGUUGAUUUUAUCAAUCCUGUUAAAAUAGAGAAGAAUGACGUAGAGGCAGAAUGACCGUGAUGUGCACAUCCAGUGGAAAUAAAUUAUUACUAUCAACAGAA
Vavraia culicis subsp. floridensis is the source of this 384-nucleotide messenger RNA. RefSeq lists its product as uncharacterized. The transcript has a single exon. The annotation marks the transcript as partial. The record is from RefSeq and is a predicted model, not a curated record. Lineage: Eukaryota; Fungi; Microsporidia; Pleistophoridae.